Suillus subalutaceus is the source of this 867-nucleotide messenger RNA. RefSeq lists its product as uncharacterized. The record is from RefSeq and is a predicted model, not a curated record. The coding region runs from base 1 to 867 and encodes 288 amino acids. NCBI's taxonomy places the organism in Eukaryota, Fungi, Basidiomycota, Agaricomycetes, Boletales, Suillaceae. The transcript has 3 exons.
AUGUUUCGAGCUGUCGUGCGCCAGAAAAAUCUAACAAAUGCUUCACGCUUCACAGUAAACCACAGGACUUUUGUUUCUACAGUUCUUCUCUCCCGUACUUGGGAAAAUGAGACUCUGGUCACUCUGCGUCAUGAAGCGAAAACCCGAGGUCUUUCGACCAAGGGCAAUAAAUCUGACAUCAUAAACCGAAUUCAGGUGUAUGAGGAAUCUAGAGCUCUUCCUUUUUCGCAGCCUACACCCGCCGCAUCUCGCAAUGCGUCUUCUUCUGCCACUCCACCACAGGCUGUAUCCCCGGGCAUACCGCCUGCAUCCAUACCCGCGAGGGCAUCAGAGACGCCUGACCUUUUCUUGGUCAGAUUGCCCAACCUCUCUCAAGAUGAGCCAUGCGAACCCGUUCAAGCACCCUUCGUUCCCGAUUUUUGGGAUUCCUCUAGUCCGAAACCCGAGCCCAUAGAGCCUUCUCACCCAAAAUUACACGUCGUUUCGGGGUCUGCGACGCAUCCUGAUGGUGGCCCUACCUACAAGCUUGAAAAGCCUCAGGACGCGGCGGUUAUUGAGGAAAUGGUGGUUAUCGAGCCUGAAGGUCAAACCAAACCCGCGAUUGAAUCUAGCUUAUUCCGUGACUUUGCCAAUGAUCUUGGAUUGCAGCGGAGUUUCCGAGUUGGCGAGACGGUCUCGAAUGUGGUGCGAGCUGCCAAGGAGCAAGGGCCUGAUGUGCACGCAAAGUCUAGGCCCCUGAACAAUGAACAAACAAGAGGAGUUUGGGUCUUGUUCGGUUUACUCGCAGGAUCAUGGAUCGCUGGAGGGUGGGUGAAUCGUGAUCGGUCGGUGCCUGAAGUGCACAGCACGGAGGAAGGCAAGCACUAG